GGGUUGGGGAAGUGUUGUUUUAUUUUGGUGCGUACAGCUGAGGAGGAGGAGCACAGCUAUCGGGUGUGAAAAGGCGGCCGCCUGGGGAAGGACAGAGAUUCGGCAGAUGUGAAGCGAACUGGCCGCGAAAGACGCAAUGGGGACUGCAAGGGAGCAGGAGACCCUACCGAUCCCUCCUGCACUGUGCACCGGACUCUGUGUUUUCAAGACCGGGCUGCGCUAAUUCACUUCUUAGGUUUUGCGAGUGACGUGUAGUUUGCACGUCAACUUCUGUUAAAGGCAAAAGUUUUUUCUAAAACCACUAAUAUGAUGAAAUUUAUAUUUUACAGUUCAGGAAAGGGUCGAGGUUGUCUUUCUCGGCUGUUUUUGUUAUUUUAAACACGUGCAUUUUCAGACGCGCCGUUUCAGCUUGACUGCAGUACUUGACUUUUUAAAAGUUUUCUCGAUAAUCUUGUUUAUUGUCGGAGGGGUUUUGAAGUACCGCCGCAAACCCCUAGGUCCUCAUGCAUUUGUCUCAGUGGCAUUUCAUGCUGGAAAAGUGCGGAUCGGCUCCUUGAAACCGGACUGACGGCCGGGGGACAUGCAGAAGCGGGACGCCGUCGUGUCGCUGAGGGACGCCGAGCUUCAAAACCGGCUCACCGGCGGUGGGGGAGACGACGAGGCACCGAGGCAGAACGGCACCGGGAAGAAGCAUGCCGUCGCCGCGACCGAUCUCGACCCUAUGCACAAGUCACCGUGCAACCAGAGCAAGAUGCUGGUGGGCUUGGACAUCCUCUGUCUCUUCUUAGUGUCGAUCCCCUUCUUCGUCUGCGAGUUCAAGGUGGUGGUGGCAUACAAGAGGGGCUUCUUCUGCGGGGACACCAGCAUCAUGUACCCGUACAUGGAGAGCGAGUCCAUCCCUGACAGCGUGCUUAUUUCCGGCGGCAUCAUCAUCACGGGGCUCACGAUCGCCCUGGGCGAAUGCUACCGCGUGCGUUAUCGCGGCGUACAUUCGCGCGCCUUCGUACGCAACCUCUACAUCUCUACGCUGUACAAGGAGCUGGGCAGCUUCCUGUUCGGCUGCUGUGUGGGACAGUCGCUCACCAACAUGGCCAAACUGGGCGUGGGACGCCUGCGGCCGCACUUCCUGUCCGUUUGCAACGUCAGCUACGCCUCACUUGGCUGCUCGCCAGGAGAGUACGUCUCCGACUUCACCUGCAAGCGGAAGGACAAGAUGGUGGAGGAGGCCAGGAAGUCCUUCUUCUCAGGACACGCCUCCUUCGCCAUGUACACAUUGCUAUACCUGGCGUUCUACCUGCAGGCACGGUUCACAUGGCGGGGGGCGCGGCUGCUGCGGCCCAUGCUGCAGUUCCUCCUGGUGCUGCUGGCCGUCUACACAGGCCUGAGCCGGAUCUCUGACUACCGGCACCACCCCACCGAUGUGCUGACGGGCUUCCUGCAGGGGGCGCUCACUGCGUACUGGGUGGCGUUCUAUAUCUCGUCCAUGUUUAAGACGUCCCAUAUCUGCAUGAGCCCCACCAGCCUGUCCUCCAUAGAGAGCCCCCUCUCCAGCCAGCAGACGGACUGCUAGCUGUGCUGGGAGGGGGGGGGGUGUUCUUGGGCGAAUGGACUGAAAGAGCCACAGAACAAGACAAACAGUGACCCCAUCCAUCAAACUCAGACAGGAGUCUGCCUGUGACAGAGACAGAAGGGUCUGGAAAACGUGUCCUACUACUUUCUCUAAAGCACAUGUGUAACCCUGUCCUCAGGACAUUAGCCUGGGGUUAUUUACAAAUGCUAAUUACACAAAUGCCAAUCAUAUACUAGUUGUUUUGUUAUUGCUAGGGAGGUUUUAGCUGUUGCUGCUAAUCAUUAUCUUGGCUAAUAAUUGUUUGUGUUUGUAAUUAAUUAUGUGAAUGUCUGGGGAGGAGGGAGACUCCCCUUUUCAGUGUUUAGCCCAAUGCUGCAAGAAUUCAAACCACUACUCGGCACCUUUCAUUAGUAUGGGCGAUCACAUGACCUGCCGUUCUGGCUUCUCAUACCUUCACCUUCCUAAACAAGGUCACCAUUAGCAGCUUCACUGGUCCGUUUAUUUUUUAUUUUUUGGGAAGUUCUGCCAAAGAUUGGAUCUGGGGAGCUGGAUUAUGGAGGUGAGCGUGUUGGUGUACAUUCGCGUUCGUGCGUGUUCUCCCCGUGGCUGCGUGUGUGACCUCAGAGCCGGAGGCAUCAUUCUACCACUUUGAACGCAUCAGACACCUAAAACAAACCUUUUUGCCUUGGAAUACUACUGUACGUUUUUCGAUGAGUCGGAUCCUAACAGAAUCUCUUCUGAGGUGCGUGAAGAACUGUUACUGUACCUGAACGGACCACUUGCGUCUCUCUGCGGAGAAACGACGACUGAAAAUAACUGCUUACUCAGUUUAGUGCUCGUUAUCUUACCAGCCAUGUAUCCAAAUAGAUAGCACUUAAAAGACCUAACCAGACAAUUUAAUGUCAUUGUCAUAUAUUAUUUUUAUCAAGCUGUAAUUUAAAUAUAUUUGUUAUGUCGUUGUCUUUGAUUUGUCAGUCGAUUGAAAAUAAAUGUAUAUAAACAGUUGUUAAUUGAUAUGACUUAAGCAAGUAUUAAAACUAUUAUAGUUACUUUUGUAUAUUUUCUCUGGUUUUAAUCAGGUACACAGUGUUCUGUUGUAGUUUUAGCUACUAACUGAGCCAGUAAAGUAUAAAUAUAAAAGGUAUAUUUGUUCCACAGUUUUGUGUUUUGUUUUGUGCUCUCUGUGAGCGGAAUAACCACUGUACACAAGCCAAAUAAAUGAAUGUUGAAUCGAU
This is a messenger RNA of Paramormyrops kingsleyae, 2805 nucleotides long. Its product is annotated as phospholipid phosphatase 3-like. The record is from RefSeq and is a predicted model, not a curated record. NCBI's taxonomy places the organism in Eukaryota, Metazoa, Chordata, Actinopteri, Osteoglossiformes, Mormyridae. Gene Ontology annotation, molecular function: phosphatidate phosphatase activity. Gene Ontology annotation, biological process: phospholipid metabolic process; phospholipid dephosphorylation; signal transduction. Gene Ontology annotation, cellular component: plasma membrane.